This is a messenger RNA of Oreochromis niloticus (Nile tilapia), 1480 nucleotides long. Its product is annotated as histone-lysine N-methyltransferase mes-4. The transcript is spliced from 14 exons. Gene Ontology annotation, molecular function: protein binding; histone H4K20 methyltransferase activity; transcription regulator activity. The record is from RefSeq and is a predicted model, not a curated record. The annotation marks the transcript as partial. Gene Ontology annotation, biological process: regulation of DNA damage response, signal transduction by p53 class mediator; regulation of transcription by RNA polymerase II. Lineage: Eukaryota; Metazoa; Chordata; Actinopteri; Cichliformes; Cichlidae. Gene Ontology annotation, cellular component: polytene chromosome; nucleus.
CACAGCUGAACUAUGACAUUUAGCACUAUGGGGGCGCUAAUGUACAUCUACGCUGGUUGCCAACCACCAUGAACAUUUAAAGAGCAGAAGAAGAAGAAGAGGACACUAAAGAGUUCAGGUGCACGACAUGAGGAUUUAAUGAGACAGCUUUUAUCUUACUGCUUUCGUGGAAGAUCAGGGGAUGGCGGCAACAAGGCCACGGAGAGAUAAAAUAAAUCCCAGACAAGAUGCUAGGUAUUACUGCUCCUUAGGUGAAGACAAGGCAGGAUUUGAUGUGAGGUAUAUUGAUUCAUUUAAAGGUCGCGGUGUGUUCAGCUGUCAGUCAUUUCAAAAGGGAGAUUUUCUUUUUGAGUACAGAGGACAAAUCAUAACUAAAGAGGAACAAGAAAACCGAAUGAAACUUUACCAUGAUGCACUCAAGGUUUUCAUAUUUGAUUUCAAGUUCAAUGGAAAACAGUUAUGUGUUGAUGCUGCCAGAGAGGACGGCUCACUUAGCAGACUUGUAAAUGACGAUAAUGUGAAUCCAAACAGUAAAAUGACAGUUACCAGAGUGGAUGGAAGGCCCCAUCUCUUUUUGUUUGCAAUCAAAGAUAUUGGUCCAGGAGAAGAAAUCACCUAUAACUAUGGUGAUUCCAACUGGCCAUGGAGAAGCAAGAAAUCCAACAUGGUGGCAUCUCAGGCUGUGGAUGAGAAUGCAGCCAGUUCCUCUCCUAACGAAGCAACAAAGAAAUCCAACAUGGUGGCAUCUCAGGCUGUGGAUGAGAAUGCAGCCAGUUCCUCUCCUAAUGACGCAACAAAGAAAUCCAACAUGGUGGCAUCUCAGGCUGUGGAUGAGAAUGCAGCCAGUUCCUCUCCUAACGACGCAACAAAGAAAUCCAACAUGGUGGCAUCUCAGGCUGUGGAUGAGAAUGCAGCCAGUUCCUCUCCUAACGACGCAACAAAGAAAUCCAACAUGGUGGCAUCUCAGGCUGUGGAUGAGAAUGCAGCCAGUUCCUCUCCUAAUGACGCAACAAAGAAAUCCAACAUGGUGGCAUCUCAGGCUGUGGAUGAGAAUGCAGCCAGUUCCUCUCCUAAUGACGCAACAAAGGACUGCGAUCAUGAUCUAGUCCCUGACGAAAUGUCAAGUUUAGAAAAAUGUUUUGCAUGUGGAGGACCUUUUUCGCCUCUGAAAUGGAGUGGUGUGAGAUGUGAAGCACAAAGUAAAAAUGGAGCGGGUAAGGUCAUUGAACCCAACAGAAUACUAAACAAGGAGAUGAAGCCAAGCAGUAAGAAGAAAACAAAUAAACAAUCUGCUUCUCUGGAAAAUGCAAGGAGGGUCAAAAAGCAUCCUUGGUCUCCCACGGAGGUUGCUGCGAUAAUGAAGCAUUUUGGCGAACAUAUCAAAAAAGGAAAACUGGCCACUAUUAUCGAAUGCCAGCAAUGCAAAACUGCAGAAGAUCCUCCUCUGGCUGGUCGUUCUAUUCAAAACAUCAGAGAUUUU